CCCAGUAAUUCACCACAAAUUACUAAUCAAUGUUCAAUUUGCAAAAACCAAGAUCAAUAAAUUCACACACAUAUAAAUAAAAAACGAACACAAGAUCAAUUCAUUUCUAAUCAAACACCAGAAAAAAAAUUCGAAGAAAAUAGAAGAAGCAUUCUAAUGGAGAACGGGAAUUCUUCAGCAGUUGCUCGAGGGAGAUUGGCGGUGCUUUCAGCUCACCUGGCAGCUUCACUCAACGUCUCCGAUUUAACAACCUUCAAACUUCUAGAAACUUCCGGUGUAUCCGCCGUUUCCGGAGUUGCACCUCCGCCGAAUCUAAAAGGUGCGUUGACGAUCAUCGAUGAGCGGACCGGUAAGAAGUAUCCGGUUCAGGUUUCAGAGGAUGGCACUAUCAAAGCCACCGACUUAAAGAAGAUAACAACAGGACAGAAUGAUAAGGGUCUUAAGCUUUAUGAUCCAGGCUAUCUCAACACGGCACCUGUUAGGUCAUCAAUAUGUUAUAUUGAUGGUGAUGCCGGGAUCCUUAGAUAUCGAGGCUACCCUAUUGAAGAGCUGGCCGAGGGAAGUUCCUUCUUGGAAGUGGCAUAUCUUUUGUUGUAUGGUAAUUUACCAUCUGAGAACCAGUUAGCAGACUGGGAGUUCACAGUUUCACAGCAUUCAGCGGUUCCACAAGGACUCUUGGAUAUCAUACAGUCAAUGCCCCAUGAUGCUCAUCCAAUGGGGGUUCUUGUCAGUGCAAUGGGUGCUCUUUCCGUUUUUCAUCCUGAUGCAAAUCCAGCUCUGAGAGGACAGGAUAUAUACAAGUCUAAACAAGUGAGAGAUAAACAAAUAGUUCGGAUCCUUGGCAAGGCACCUACAAUUGCUACGGCUGCUUACUUAAGAAUGGCUGGCAGGCCACCUGUCCUUCCAUCCAACAAUCUAUCUUAUGCGGAGAACUUCUUGUACAUGCUAGAUUCAUUAGGUAAUAGGUCUUACAAACCCAAUCCUCGACUUGCUCGUGUGCUCGAUAUUCUCUUCAUAUUACAUGCAGAACAUGAGAUGAAUUGCUCUACAGCUGCGGCACGUCAUCUUGCUUCAAGUGGGGUUGAUGUAUACACAGCAUUAGCAGGAGCAGUGGGAGCUUUGUAUGGCCCUCUCCAUGGGGGUGCCAAUGAGGCUGUGCUGAAGAUGCUCAGUGAGAUUGGAAGUGUUGAAAAUAUUCCAGAGUUCCUUGAGGGUGUCAAGAAUAGGAAACGGAAGAUGUCUGGUUUUGGGCACCGUGUCUACAAAAAUUAUGAUCCCAGAGCAAAAGUCAUCAAGACGCUGGCUGAUGAAGUAUUUUCUAUUGUGGGUCGCGAUCCUUUAAUUGAGGUUGCUGUUGCUCUGGAAAAAGCUGCACUCUCAGAUGAGUACUUUGUAAAACGGAAGCUGUAUCCAAAUGUUGAUUUCUACUCUGGUUUAAUUUACAGGGCAAUGGGAUUUCCUACAGAAUUCUUUCCUGUCUUGUUUGCAAUUCCUCGGAUGGCCGGUUACUUGUCUCAUUGGAAAGAGUCCCUUGAUGAUCCUGAUACCAAGAUUAUGAGACCCGCACAGGUGUAUACUGGUGUAUGGAUGCGUCACUAUAUGCCUCUCAAAGAACGAUCACCACAUUCCGAAGCAGACAAGCUCGGUCAUGUGUCCGUCUCCAAUGCCACCAAACGACGAUUGGCUGGUUCAGGGGCCUAAGGCUUCCUUAAAGGUUCACUUAUAUUUAAUAUAAGAAAAAUAAAUGAUAUUUUUUUCUUCCCCAUGAGGAGUAAACUUGUCUUGAACAUGGUUAGAUUCUCACACACACAAAGCAGAUGUAUUCGGAUGAAUUUUUGUGUCUCCGUUUCCCAAAAUAAUAAGCUUUUAGUCUUCACAAGUAA
Messenger RNA from Solanum stenotomum, 1883 nucleotides. Its product is annotated as citrate synthase, glyoxysomal-like. Gene Ontology annotation, cellular component: mitochondrial matrix. The record is from RefSeq and is a predicted model, not a curated record. Gene Ontology annotation, biological process: carbohydrate metabolic process; tricarboxylic acid cycle. The transcript has 13 exons. The coding region runs from base 157 to 1701 and encodes 514 amino acids. Lineage: Eukaryota; Viridiplantae; Streptophyta; Magnoliopsida; Solanales; Solanaceae.